Messenger RNA from Exophiala spinifera, 912 nucleotides. RefSeq lists its product as uncharacterized. Gene Ontology annotation, cellular component: plasma membrane. The record is from RefSeq and is a predicted model, not a curated record. Gene Ontology annotation, molecular function: acetate transmembrane transporter activity. The transcript is spliced from 6 exons. Bases 1 to 912 code for a protein of 303 amino acids. Lineage: Eukaryota; Fungi; Ascomycota; Eurotiomycetes; Chaetothyriales; Herpotrichiellaceae.
AUGGAUAACGGACUCGAUUACGAUGUUGAUCAUGUAGAGAAGGGUCAUUCCCAGCAGAAGCUCAAUCAUGAGAACGGAAGGCCCCAGGGGUUUCCAGACCUCAAACAAGUCCAGACUACCAUUACAUUAUCACCAGAGCAAUUUGAGAGGCUGUAUCUCGCACCAAUUGGCCGUCAUCAGCCAGCUCUAGCCAAAAAGUUUGGAAAUCCAACACCGCUGGCGAUUGCAAGCUUUGUUCCGACAACAACUCCGGUGUCUUGCGCGCUGAUGGGAUGGAGAGGAGCCGGCAAUAAUGGCGUUGCCGUCGAUGGUGCAAUGGUGUUUCUUGGUGGAACAAUGCUAGUGGUCUCUGGUCUUCUUGAAUUCGUCCUAGGCAACACCUUUCCUUUUGUCGUCUUCUGCUCUUUCGGUGGCUUCUGGCUUACUUUCGGAUGCACACUGCAAGCUUCGUUCGGUGCAGCCUCUCCAUAUUCAACCACUGGAACCAACACCGCUGAAGGUCUGGCAUCAGCAGGGUUCAUGAGUACUUUUGGCUUCCUGCUCCUCGCGAUGGAUUUGUUGGUGGUUGUCUAUGCUAUCUGCGCAACAAGAACGAAUGCCGUUUUCUUCACCGUCUUUCUCUCUUUGAUAGUCGUCUUCUCGUUACUGACGGCAUCGUUCUGGAUGUUGGCAUUGGGUGAUACUGUGGUGGGAGUGAGGCUGUACAAGGUGAGCAAUGCAAAAUUUUACUAUAAUCUCUGCUACUUAAACGUUCUAGCCAAUCCUCAGGGUGGCGGCGGAGCUCUUUUCGGGACCAGCUUGCUAGGAUGGUAUCUCCUCACAGGCCAACUAUUUGAAGCAGUUGGGAUGCCCUUCACUUUACCUGUUGGGGAUAUGAGUCGCGUAUGGAAUCUGGGAAAGGACAGAGAUUAG